This is a messenger RNA of Pectinophora gossypiella (pink bollworm), 5951 nucleotides long. Its product is annotated as small G protein signaling modulator 2-like. Gene Ontology annotation, biological process: activation of GTPase activity. The coding region runs from base 231 to 3779 and encodes 1182 amino acids. NCBI's taxonomy places the organism in Eukaryota, Metazoa, Arthropoda, Insecta, Lepidoptera, Gelechiidae. The record is from RefSeq and is a predicted model, not a curated record. The transcript has 23 exons. Gene Ontology annotation, molecular function: GTPase activator activity.
UACCCUACGUAGCUACACUGAGCCUUAUCUCUUGCGUAGAGCCACCGACUGCGCGCGGCGCGACAUCGAUUUUUCCACUAAACAAGCCAUUCCAAACCAUCAGUGACAUUACAAACACGUUUUGCUCAAUACCCGAGACGUUCUCAAUGUGUUUAUCGAAAUAAAAACUUGUGAUAAUGUGAAUUUGCCUGAAAAAAUAAUGAACGCGCCCCUCUCCGCUACAGGGUGUAAUGGCCGCACAAAAUAAAGCGGAGAGUGGAAGUGAGGAGAUGCCGGCAGCAGACCCUGGCACGGAGCAGAAGGAGAGGCUCAUCGCGGCCGUCAAGAAGGAGGUCAAGCAGCUUAUGGAAGAGGCUGUGACCCGCAAAUUCGUGCAUGAAGAAAGUGGUGGUGUGACAGCACUUUGUGGAGCGGUGGAGGCCUGCCUCGGACAGGGGUUGAGGCGACGAGCACUCGGGCUCUUCAAGACCAGCUCUACUACUGCCCUUCUACAUAAGAUUGCUAAGAAUUGCCCGGAAGCGGCACUGGUGUCGGCGCGCGUGCUGGCCGCGGAGGGUGCGCCAGCGACGCGAUCGGCGUCUGGCGUAGAGCGUCGGCCCUCGGCGCCGCGACCGCCACUCAGCAAACGGGGCUCCGGGUCGCUGCUGUCGUCAGCACCGCCUGCGCCGCAGUCACGAUACCUGUGGAUACGGAUAGCCCUCUUCGAGAGACAGUUGGCAAAGAUCAUCGAGCACCUGGUGAACAACGCCACCAGGUACUACGAGCGGGACGCGCUGGUAGCGGACCCUGACUACGGGAGCAUCCUCAGCUCGUUGCUCGUCGGACCCUGCGCCCUGGAGUACUCCAAGGCCAAAGCACCUGCUUGCUUCUGGACUGAUCCGCCGGCUGACGAAUUGGUUCAGAGACACAGGAUGUCUGCUGGCACGACAACUCCACCGUCGGUUCGGAGACCAAUUCUGAACUUCAGAAGGAGCUUAAAUGCUUCUUCUGACGAUGGCAGUGCUAUUACUACAGGUACUGGCAACGCUAGUGCUUCAGGUGCCAAAGACUACGUGGAGAGUCUACAUCAGAAUUCCCGUGCAGCGUUGCUUUACGGCAAAAACAAUGUUCGAGUGCAGCCCAAAGACGUAGAGGAACCAAUGCCUGGUUACCUGAGUCUUCAUCAGACUGCUGCGGGGCUGAUCAUAAAGUGGACGCCAAACCAACUCAUGAAUGGAUAUGCUGAAAGCGAAGGAAUUGACAAAAGUAUCCGCUGCCACCUAGUGCACUCGUCAGCGUGCCAAAACACCUGUAUUCUGUGCAGCAUGAGCCCACUGUGCACCGUCUACCGCAGUCGGUGCGCCGGCCCACUGUGCAUUGAUUGCGUGUACUGGGCGAUGUCCCUACAAGUGUGUGUGUGGGAGGUGGUGUACGUGCAUGUCCAUCGCUCGGCCUCCAGCGACGCCCUCAUCCUCGUGGGGCAGGACGGCGUGCAGCGACCUCCCAUACAUUUCCCCAAAGGAGGUAACCUGUUGUCAUUCUUGAGCAAUCUGGAAACGGGACUUCUGCCUCACGGACAAUUAGAUCCUCCACUCUGGUCACAACGGGGCACUGGAAAGGUGUUUGGCCGUGGCAAGCCUCGUCGGCGGCCCAUGCCGAGCCUUUGCGAGAGCGGGGAGGCCGAAGAGCCGGACUGGGAAGAAGUAGCCGGUGACUACGUGUUCCGGAUUGUCAACAACGCUAUCACUGAUAGAGAAGCCAUGCGCCAUUCGCUUCUGGAGCGCGCCGUGCACUCUCCGCCGCGCACCCCGCGCCGCCCGCUGGCGUCCACAUCCACCACGUCAUCAGACUCCUCAACCAUGUCCGUGGACUGUCCGCAAUCAGCUGGGCUCAACGGUCACCCUCCCCUCACACCGGUCCCACAAGUGCAUCACCCGGUGGAACAGUCAGCGUCAAUAGAGCUAGUGUGCAGCACGAUGCGGCGGCAGAUCAUCUCGAGAGCGUUCUACGGCUGGCUGGCUUACUGCCGGCACCUGUCCACUGUCAGGACUCACCUCAGUGGCCUCGUGAAUCCCAACAUCGUGCCCAGAGAAGGUGCUGAAGCUGGCCUAACAGAGGAAGUAUGGCGGUCAAUGAUGGACGAUGAAGGCAUCCUGAGUGACAAAGAUGAAGUUUAUCGGCUCGUCUACUACGGCGGCGUCCAACACGACAUCAGGAAAGAAGUGUGGCCGUAUCUACUUGGAUAUUAUGAAUUCGGUUCAACAGCAGAGGAGAGGACAGAGCAGGAUGCGGCAUGUCGUCGCCAGUACGAGACGACGAUGUCGGAGUGGCUUUGUGUGGAGGCUAUCGUGAGGCAGCGCGACCGGGAAGCCACCGCCGCCUCCAUAGCCAGACUUACUGAAGCUUCAGGAAAACCUAAGCCAGUUGAGGUUGAACCGGAGGUAUUCGAAGACGACUGCAGCGUCAUAUCAGACAACCCACCGGUUGUAUCGCCGGAGCCAAGCGAAAACGAACAGAAGAAACCCGACAACAAACCAAUCUUGUCUCGAGCACCGAGCAUAGACGAGGUUGAGAACAUAGAGAUGGACUCAGAAAAGGAGAAGGAAGAUACGAUAGUUAACGGAGAGACUGAGACGGGUGAUAGUAGGGAAAUAGAUAUAGACAGUCUAAAAGACUUAGAUGACGAUGAAGAAAUACAUAUAAAGAGUGUAGUACAAAAUCCAGAUUUGAGAAGAGAAAGUAUAGCGGAGAUUAAGAGGCUAGCAGAGAACAUAGUACAAAAGGGAGAAGGGAGAGGGCUACUGUGUAGCAUGGAUAGUGGAAACACGAACUUUAAUGGCAGUGAUAUGAGAUCGUCCUUGGAUGAAAGUCAGCCAAGUCCACAUGAGCAACGCACAAGCGUAAUUAUAACAAACCCUUCAGUGGAUCUGGCUGCUGGUGGAUCACCAGCCUCUGGCGGUACAACAGCCAAUGUAAGCCCAGCCCGCAGUCCUCUGGGAGUGGUUCGAGAGGAGUCUCACUCGGCUGGAGCAUCGUUUGAUACUCUCGAGCCAAGUAAUGCUGAUCCUCGACCACCGAACCGGUCAAAUUGUGCUUCGCCUGCUAGCUCUAAUGGCGGCGUUUAUUCUAAUGAAUUAGUGGAAAGCUUCGCACUCAAUUUGCAUCGUAUAGAGAAGGAUGUACAAAGAUGCGAUAGAAACUACCCUUUCUUCACAGAUGAAAAUCUUGACAAAUUAAGGAAUAUUAUGUGCACAUUCGUAUGGGAGCACUUGGACAUGGGCUAUAUGCAAGGGAUGUGCGACCUGGCGGCGCCGCUGCUGGUCAUGAUGAAGGAGGAGGCUGCUGCGCACGCGUUGUUCGCGCGCCUCAUGGGCCGGGCGAGGGAUAACUUCCCGUCGGGGCAGGCAAUGGACGCACACUUUGCUGAUAUGCGGUCCCUGAUCCAGAUCCUGGACUGCGAGUUGUACGAGCUGAUGCACGCGCACGGUGACUACACGCACUUCUACUUCUGCUACCGCUGGUUCCUGCUCGACUUCAAGCGAGAACUGCUCUAUCAAGACGUAUUUGCGGCAUGGGAGCUGAUCUGGGUGGCUCGCCACGUAGCCUCAGAACACAUGGUGCUGUUUAUAGCGCUGGCCCUGCUCGAGACCUACCGUGAUGUCAUCCUCGCCAACACCAUGGACUUUACUGACAUCAUCAAGUUCUUUAACGAAAUGGCUGAACGACACGAUGCAGCCGCAGUACUGUCUCUCGCAAGGGAUCUCGUGCUUCAAGUUCAGACUCUGAUCGAGAACAAAUAGAAGCCAGAUUCUGAUACAAAGCUACGAAGUUACUGAUCAUCGAAAUGAUUUAUUUAGUACGAUGAAGUAUUUAGCAAAAUUGUAAAAAAGAUUAGAAAAAAUAAAAUAAAACUUAUUUUCAAAAUUAUAGUAGGAAAUUUUAUAAUUAUACAGUAUGAAAAAUAAAAAAAAUAGGUGAUUAAUUUUUAGAUACUUUUUCAAUACUUAACUGAAAAAAAUAUUUAAUUUCCAAAGCUCAAAGAUAAUAGUUAUUUUUAAAAACAUGAAUUUUCAGAAUUUAAUUCUUAAAAAAAUUAACCUGAUGUUAACAUUUGGUGUAGUGUAUUAUUGGAAAAAGUAAGGAUCAAUUAGAGAUACUGAAUAUCAAUUUGGAAACAGGAAUAUAACUCAAGAUAUGGAUAGAGAAUAUGUUAAAACUCAAAGUAUGAAAACUCAGUGUAUUAAUUCAUAAUGAUGACAGAAUAAUAUGCAUUAUGAAAAAUACAUACCUAUAGGUAUCGAUACUGAAAUAAAAAGUUGUAGAGAAUGAAACAUACUUUCGAAAGAUAUCAUCAUCAAAUAAACCAAUUUAUAAGAAAUACCUACUAGCUCUCGAAUUGUCACUUCGUUUCUCACAAUUUAUAUGUAGUACAAUUACUCUACCUAGGUAGUACUCGAUAUAUUUCGAAAUUACGUUUCAGGCUCACUACAGGGAUGGCAGUGGGUGGUUAUAAUCUUUGUGUACUUAAGUAUACUUAUUUUUCCAUUAUCACUGACUACAGACUUACUUAUGACAUCUUAAACUGAAUAACAUAAUUAUUGAAGUAAAUAUUCUAAGCCUGCACAUUGUACCUAUUCAACAUAGGUAUCCUACCUUCAAGAAAAGUUCAAUCCUACCUAUUGUAUAUAAAACUUACCUAUGGCAUCAUAUCCUUAUAAUAUCAAUACCUUCUUCCUCCCGUGCCUUGCCCUCGAUAUCACAAGUAUCCAGAUAACUUAUAUUAAAUUAUAUUAAUUAUAUAAAUAUAAAGAACUAUAUUCGUUAUAUGUCCACGCUUCUUGUAUUUCGUCCAAGCAUACGUGACAUCUGAAGUACAAUUAUGAGCUAAUUUUAUUUACAAGAUCCUCUCUUAUACAUAUUUUAACAUAAAAUAAAUAUAAAUAGGAUAUUAUAUUUGUUAUAUAUAGUUUUAUUGUUAGCGCUUCCAAACGACACUAAAGAUCUUGGAUCUAAAUGUUAUUAUAUCUUUACAGUACACAUGAUAUCGUUUUAAAAUAUAUUUAUUAUGUAUAUAAAAUGAGUUUCGACUAAAAUAUACAACCCUCAACUUAUCUCUAGGUAUAAAAUAAAAUAGACGAAAAUUAUAUUUAUUUACGGUUUUAUUGAGUAUAAUAGCUCCUAUAUUAUAUUCUGAUAUGUCUUUAUCAAUAAAUUUAUAUGUAUACUUACUGUAAUAUUGUUAAGGCUUUUUAGAUGUUCUGUGCUGACAGUUCGAAACCUAAACGUUAAUGUAUGUGUGAUAUAUACGCUUAUAUUGUCCUCCCAACACAAAUCUAUUUCUGUUUUAUAACGGGCCUAAAGUCCAAAAUAAUGUUUAAGCUAAGCUUUACAUCCCUCACUGUGUUAUGAACACAUGUAAGUGUCAAACGUAGUUAAAUGUUAAAGUAACAUCAAAUACAAGAUCUAUUUAAUUUAUAAAUAUUUUGAAUAUUAAUGUUUGUACGAAUAUAAUGUAAUGACCAUUUUGAAUUCUUUGUUGCCUGUGGUCUGUAGUCGUUUCACGGAGUCUUACUUACUAAAGGCCUUUGAAAUCAAGUCAAAAUUAAGAUCAUAUAGUAGGUACAAGGUAUUAAGUAAAUAUCUUGUAAAUAGCUGUAGUAUCUAAAUACCUACUAUGUAUAACUGUCAAACAGCAUCUAUGUGUGAACUGAAUACCUUCUUAUGCAUUUUGAAAAUUUAACCCAAGCAAGACCUGAUUACAAAAAAAAUAUUGAUCUACUUUUUCUUGCUACGUUCUUUAGUGAUUAUAAUAAAUAUCUGCUCGAUAGGACUUUCACGACUAGGCUACAGGACCGCAGGUAUCAAAGGUUUUUUAAUAAUUCGCACUUGUUACUUAAGAAUGAAAUAAAAUGAAAUGUUUCAGUGUACAGUCGUGUAGAUUAGUUUAAAUAUAAAACGUCAUUGCAACUUCA